AUGCCCAUUCGCAGGCGACGGAGAAGGCCAAAUAUGCUCAUCACGAUGUCAGUGCAUACAACCUUCUCAUGCACGAAAAGAUGGAGGAAAUCAGUGCGGAUUGAAGACGAGGUUGACGAGCAAGAUUACAACCCGGAGACAGAGAAUGCUACCCAGAAGCGAACGAAGCCGAGGCAACCUGAUCGUACUGGUACUUGGCAGUUUAUGUCAGUCCUCUUACUGGACUUCCCUCGGAAAGAGGUCACGAUUCCAGAUGAGCUCGAGGCAUUUUUCAAUGUUCUGUUGUUCCAUAUCGUCCGCUAUACCAACAGCAACAUUCGCAAUGCGAAGGUGUUUAUGUCCCAGUACUUCGACGAGUCUAUGAUGGACUCGUUAGACGCACAAUACACCUGUGGCUCCCUCAAGCGCAAUGUCAUUGAAAUGGGUGUCCUCAAGAGAAGGAUAGAGCCAAUCAAAUUCAAGGAUCGCAACGGAUUGGACCACAUUCCGUUAAACAAUAUCGUCAAACGUCUCUUGAGAUUAUUCAAAGCGCAUUACACGGUGACCUUGCCCGAUCUUCUGCUACAGCGGCAUCCGGCCGAAGACCAGUGCAACCCCGACGGAAUAGAUUCGGAGCAGAAGACCUUGAACAGCUCUGCUGCUACGGACGAGAAUACGAAGAAGAGGUCAAUUGAGGACCUGCUGGUUGCUCGGGUGGUGGCUAAAUUCGAGGAAGACCGUGCGAAAUACUCGAAGAACUCUCGCAAGCAGGAAAGUCCAGAAAGCUCGGACAACGACUCGGAAGAAGCCUUGGAAAAGGAGAAAGCCGUCGCGGAGAAGUUGAACUCGCAAGAACACGUGUACUCUUUCCUGAUUAACGCAUAUGCCAAUGAGAAGUGGCCAGAGCACGACAAGAUUGAUGACAGAGUUCCGUCCAACAGCUACGCGGACUAUCGGGAGAGAGGCCUGAAGUUUCCUCCAGCACCGUCUUCUAGCUCUGGAUCAGAGAGCCCUUCGGAAGCCCGUCCAACCAAACGUCCCAGAUUGCCAGUGCAAGUGGCCUGUGGCAUGGGCCCCGGACAGCCAUCGGCAUCGUACGCCCGUCGUAGGGGCAAACAGCCGGGGAGGUUGAACGCCGAUACCAGGCGGUUCUAA
This is a messenger RNA of Sparassis crispa, 1134 nucleotides long. RefSeq lists its product as hypothetical. NCBI's taxonomy places the organism in Eukaryota, Fungi, Basidiomycota, Agaricomycetes, Polyporales, Sparassidaceae. The transcript has 4 exons. The coding region runs from base 1 to 1134 and encodes 377 amino acids. The record is from RefSeq and is a predicted model, not a curated record.